This is a messenger RNA of Penicillium macrosclerotiorum, 3933 nucleotides long. RefSeq lists its product as uncharacterized. NCBI's taxonomy places the organism in Eukaryota, Fungi, Ascomycota, Eurotiomycetes, Eurotiales, Aspergillaceae. Bases 1 to 3933 code for a protein of 1310 amino acids. The record is from RefSeq and is a predicted model, not a curated record. The transcript is spliced from 5 exons.
AUGCCGCCUUUUAUCAACUGUGCAGACUCGAGUAUUGUUAUGGCAGAGCAGAGCGGCCGCGAUGUGGUAGAUCAGACCCUGUCGGGCGGCGAGCCUUCGCCUUCCGACGUUCCUGCGAGCACUAACGACAAGCCAUCUGCUGGAGGGGACGUGGGGGAGACCAGACAUAUCGCAUCGACCUUGGAACCACAACUAUCAACUGACCAGCAACCGAUCGACAUCGAGACGAGAAACACGCCUGAUUCGCAGGCCGGGAGGACUGAAGGUGAUAAGCAUACCGAAGGCUCAUCUAUGGAUAUUUCAAAGCAGGGUACGGGUUUCGUGGCAUCCAGAGUCCUCGAACUGAAUGGGGUAGCGUCGGCAUCCGAUGGCGGGGACGACACUGCUUCACUUGGCGGCUCGGAGUCAGAUGCCAGCCGGACUGAUGGAAGACAUCACAAUCGGACUGGCUCAGUCAAACGACCUGCAACGUUCAAGCCUGUUUCCUUCGCCAAAUUUACCGUACCAAAGACUCCCGGGGCAGCUGCACCGCCCAAGGCGCCCGAGAAAGUCCCAUCAACAUCAACUACUCCCCUUGGUACGCCGCAACCAAGUUCACGACCACGCUUAGUUGCAAAGACCACGGCUGGCAUGCGAGAUUCAUUUUCCAAGACUGGUGCAGGUGGUGGCAAGGCUGAUGGAUCGGGGCCUGACCCGAACCAAGUUUGGAAUAAGAACCGACCCGUCCAGCCUACACCCCCGAAGCACUUGACCGACGAAGAGUUGAAACAACAAUAUGGCAUACACAUGACUUCUCGGAUUCAAGAAGAUGGGGGAGGUACCGAGGCGAAAUGGGCCGAUAUUGACGAUGACGAGGACGAUUGGGCCCCUGAGACGAUUGAGUGGACAGACGGCACAAAGGUCACGCUUACCCACACGGAGCCUGCGCCCUUAGCAGAUCAAAGCAAUGAAGAAACGAAAGAUCUCCCGCCCCCGGAGCAGAUAGCGAUGAAGGAUCCGAUCAAGAUUGCGGCACCCAAGCCAACAACGUCGGUUGGGCCGAAUCCUACGGUGCUUCGCCUCGGGGCGAGCGCCGAACGGCAAGCCAAGGCUGCUAGCAUCUCUUCUAAAGGAACCAACGAUCGCGUGCCAUCGGGAUCUACAAGUCCAGCCCCCCCGCCGGCCAAGUCUCCUUGGGCCGCUUUACCCCCGUCGAAAGGGUAUCUCCAGUCAACCCACCAGUUCAUAUUCAUUCGCAACACCCUCGAGGAGAUUGCUGCGGACGAUUUCAAUCGCCAAUGGAGAGAGCCUGCUCCUGGGGCUCCUCGAGAGCUGUACAACUCUCGUUCAGGUCGGUAUGAGCCUGUGGCAGAUACUCGUCGAGGGUCUUGGCGCCACGACCAGGGCCCUCGUCCUGCUGUCCUCCAACGGCAAAAUAAUGUUGAUACUGCUGGACCAGCGGAGCCAUCUGCUGCAUUCCAGACACAUCGUUCAAGCCACCAGGACGGUAUGGGUUGGAACCGCCGCCGCACAUCGUCGAAUGUCAGUGGCGGUAGUGGUGGAUUCGGUCGUCGCAUGUCAUUUGGGAAGAAUGAUAUGCCGCCAAGAUAUGUGGAAGCUCGACGAGGCUCUCAGACCAACGGCAUAAUGGACCCGGCUCUGAUGGGCCGAGAACCUGGUCAAUUUCAGGAACAUUCUCCUAGUCAGCAGCACGUUGGACCCAACUGGGCCCCGCAUCCAUCUGCUAGUGCAAGUGAUGGCUUAGCUGUCGAGAAACCGUCAGUGCCGACCGCGGUGCCGGACGUGCCUCAGGAAGAUCCUGUUGUACUGCAAGAACGUAUCAUGAAGGAGAAGCGCCUUGAAGCUCGGCAGCGCCGUAUUGAGCAAGAAGAAAAGGAGAAGGCUGCAAAGGAGGAGAGGAUUCGGCAGAAACUGGCGGCUUUGGGCCCAGCUCCGGAUAAGGGCCAGCGCAAAGAUGGCGAUGAUAGCCGCAAACCUCAGACUCCCUCAACUUCGAAUGCAACGGUGGUCAGCUCUCCCCCUAAACCACCAGUUCCCGAACCAACCGGUGAACCAAAGCAAUACGGAAUGAUGAAAGUUCACCAUCCAGAUGCAGUCAAGAAACUCGUUGCCGCAAACGAGAGAGAUCGAGCGGCAGAGAAACAUUCAGAGAAACUCUCAACAUCUCAGAUGCGUCGAGGUCCUCCAUCUCCUCGUGAACAGAAACGCGAGCCUGCUUCCACGAGCGCUGCCAAACAGCAGAAUGAACCUGUGCCGCAGGAUGGCAAGACCGAUGAGCACGGUGGGCAGUGGCGUGGAAACCUCAGCGUCUCCUCGAAUUACACCCCAUGGCCAACUAAUAACACCAACCUUCCAACAACAUCACCAACUGUCAAGAAUCCAUGGAAGCCCCUGAGUAGUGAUAGAACUCUUGGCAACGGUAUUUUUGAACAGAGCCUAGGGGGAUUCGCUUCGCGGGAGCUUCCUUUGCGGAGCCAGUUGGGACUUGAUCCAGCACAAAUCCCACCGCCGGCAUUUUCAGGCGUUCAAGAAUCUACCUCGAUACCUCCUCUGCCGUCGCCGGAGACCAGAAAUGCACCCCAUGACCCAUUGAGUCCUAUUGGACGGCCAGGUCCCAUUGGACCUCCGAGCUCACAACAGUCUCAAUGGCAACCAGAAGGUCAUAACCAGGGUGUUUUGGGAGCAUCUUGGAGUAACUUCCAUAUUGUUGCGGCUCAGCAGGCACGCGCACAGCAAGAGCAAGCACGCCAAGAGUUCAAUACAAACCUGGACAAACCAAAUCCAAUUGCCGCUUCUCUCAAGGAGACCUGGAAGCCAACACGGGGUGGAGAAGAUGCGUCCCAGCGGAACAUUAUUGGAACUCCUCAUGGAAUGGUCAACAAGAACAGCAAUGGUUCCCCUUCUAAUACAUUGACUGGCUUGGAUGCUCCCGUGGAUGGUCUUCCGUUCUCCGACAAUCAUGCUCGUCCUCUCACCAGCGUUCCUGCGCGUAGCUCGCGUUUCUUCCCUCAUGCCACUGAGCAGCCGAAACGUUCGACAGCAGAGAAGUACGAUUACCAGCGCAGUCCAUCGCCCCCGCCUCCAGAGGAGAUUUCAAGUCACCCUGUGUACUUUGGCGGAUCUGGACGGCCCUUGGUUCAUCUUCCCAAUCCUAAGCCCGUGGUGAAGCUGCCCCCUAAAGCUCUCGCUGCUCCAGUUCCUCCCCCUACCUUUGCUUCGAUGGCUGCUGCACCUCCACGAGGCCCACCGGCCCCUUCGACCGCAAUUUCUUGGCAGGAGAAGAUUAAUGGCCUCUUUGGCAAGAAGACACCUGUGGAAAAGAAAACUUCUUUGGCUGUUGCGUCUGCUACGAAAGAACCAUUGGUUGUUCAAUUACCUGCUGCUACUGUGUCUGUUUCGCUGCCUCAUAUCGAGAAUAUCUUCCAGAUUGGGGAUGGUCAUAUUGCUGUUCGACAGGUAGAAGAACAAGAUGAAAUCUUCGAGGACCGCGAGCCGGGCUCGCUGCCCAGCGUUCGAGUCCCAAACAUGGCUCCCGCGAAUGCCUGGGAUGCUGCACCCGCGCCUCCGCAGUCUCGUUUGCGUGCCAGGAUUCUUAGGCCGAUGCAAGUCCAUAGCAUUGAGCCGUAUCUGGUUGGAGUUGGUGAAAAGGACCAGUCGGGCAACAUUCGGGUAUUGAUCCGACUACCCGGAGCAGUUGCAGCAAAGACCAUCAAUCUUCCAAGGAAGGCCGGUGGUCCGAACGCAAGACAACGCGGCUCGCCCAGCUUCAAAUCACACAAGGGAGGCAAGCCCCGCGAAGCCUCUGGCAGCACCUCUAGAUCUAAGAAAUCAAAUUCUUCGCAGCAACAGCAGAGUGGAACCGCAUCGUCUUCUCCACGUCACCAGUCUCGAGGCGCAUCUUGGGGUCCUCGCUCCCUCAGUGGCUCACGCUAG